CCCUGCUGGAGCCCGGUGGGAGCUGCACGCCUGAUGGUCCUCGAUGCAGCAGGGCUGUGGUGGACUGGGUGGACUGGGUGUAGUGGGUGGAGGCUCAUCGGAGAAGGUUCCUGCUCUUUACCAAAUAAGGCUCAGUUUGGGGCGGGGGACACGCUGCUGCUGGGAGGAGGAGGAGGAUGAUGAUGAUGAUGAUGAUGAUGAUGAUGAGGAGGAGGAUGAUGAGCCGCGGAGUGCGCACAGACAUUCAGAAACUUUAAUCUUGUUUAAAACCCACCAAAGGAAACACAACAUCACCACACUCCCCACGAACAUGUGACGAGCAGCCAACACAGGAUCCCACGUUCAGUUUUCAAUCCUCAUCUUUGACCCCCGCUGGACGACAGAAGCCUCUGUGAACUCCGAACGUAUCCCAACAUGCCUCUGAUCGUGUUUCCCACCUCCCAGCUGCUGUGGGUGCGCCUGGCCGCCCUGUUAUUCACCUGCGUGGCUUUCAGUGCCGCGGCGCACGCCGGCUCUCUGCAGCACGGAGGCAUGGCCGACUGGUGCAUCUUCUGCUGGGCGUUCAGCUUCUCGUGCACCCUGCUGGUGCUGCUGGUGCUCCAGUUUGGCCUCCAGUCGAGAAUCCCAGUCUCCUGGUCCAACUUCCCCAUCACUAUAGCCUGCUACGCCGCCCUCCUUUGCCUCUCAGCCUCUGUCAUCUUCCCACUCUUCUACCUCAGGGACCAGCAGGGGCCCAGCGAGGCCCGUGACCAUCGCAUCGUGUCCACUGUCUUCUCCUGCCUGGCAGCGGUGGCCUACAUGGGGGAGGUGAGCUUAACUAAAGCCAGGCCGGGAGAGACGGCGGGUUACAUGGCCACGGCUCCAGGCUUGCUGAAGGUGCUCCAGACCUUUGUGGCCUGUAUCAUCUUCAUUCUCGUCAGCGACCCUGUGUCCUAUGACCAGCAGCCGGCGCUCAAGUGGUGCAUGGCCGUGUACUGCAUCUGCUUCAUCCUCUCCAUGGCUGUGGUGGUGCUGUGCGUGGGCGAGUGCACCGGCUGUCUCCCCAUCCCCUUCUCCAAGUUCCUGUCGGCAUACGGGCUCUUGGCGGUUGUCAUGUACUUGACCGCCACCAUCAUCUGGCCCGUGUUCCAGUUCGACAAACACUAUCAGGGCAGGAGCAGCGCCUCGUCCAAGCUGAUCGCUGCGUCUGUGCUCACGGGCCUCAACCUCCUGCUUUACCUCGCUGACCUGGCCUACACCGCCAGGCUAGUGUUUGUGAGCGCCUGAGAGGAAGACGUUAAGGACACACACACUCACACACACACUUACUGAUAACUGAUGUGGACUCAAACAAUUUUCUGCCUUAUUCUGCUGAGACGAGGAAAUCCCAAUAACUCGAAAGCUCACUUACAAAAUGUGUGAAUGUACGUGUGCACGGUGCAUGUCUGCGUAUUUCAAGAUAUCUGCAAAGAUGAUAUUUAACCUCUAAUGUGACUCUUGCUCAGUGUGCAACACAAGUAUAAGGUGACAGAUCUGAGAUCAGAUCUGCUGUAUUUUAUAUGAUGUGUGACACGGGAGGAUGAAGUCAGAAACACUGGAGAACACAGGAGAGCAAAAGAACACUGUCAAAUAUUUUCAUUGACAGAAAUGCCCUCAGGCACUGUUUGCUUUCUGAAGUGGAAGCCUCUGGUGCCAAACCCCCCCGAGCUGAAUAUCCUUCUUCUGAUCUUCUGUUCAUGACAGUGAAAUGUAUCAGUAUUAAACCGUGUGAAAGUUUAUGAUUUGAUUAAAGAAUUUAGUUAAACAAAUAAA
Molecule: messenger RNA, 1791 nt
Organism: Platichthys flesus (European flounder)
Lineage: Eukaryota; Metazoa; Chordata; Actinopteri; Pleuronectiformes; Pleuronectidae
Gene: myadma
Product: myeloid associated differentiation marker a
Exons: 2
Coding region: 415-1266 (283 amino acids)
Cellular component (GO): membrane
Source: RefSeq, a predicted model, not a curated record